Closterium sp. NIES-67 is the source of this 2990-nucleotide messenger RNA. The record is from the annotation of a GenBank genome assembly. NCBI's taxonomy places the organism in Eukaryota, Viridiplantae, Streptophyta, Zygnematophyceae, Desmidiales, Closteriaceae.
UCGUACGCACCCGACACCCCUCGUCUUCAGCCUUCCGCCUCGCUAGAGCCGAGAAACUAUGAUUGCGCUACCUGAAGGCUACAACCCCGCAUAUGUAUUGUUUGCGUAGUUCAUAAUCCGGCACGCGAUCCGGCAUCAGGAUGCGUGAUGGCCAGAGUCACAUCCUAUCCUUCCCGGACGAGAUUCUUCAGGCCGUUCUUAGUCACGCAGAUUACUCUGAUCACCGCAGCGUCGCUUUCACAUGCUCGCGCUUCCACCGCCUUUCGCGGCUGCUUCCUCGCUCCCUCCAUGUCGACUGUAUCCCAAACGGAGGGCCAAUCACAACCGGAGAAUGGCUCAAAGAGCUGAAUGAUUUUCUAGGGGUAUUUACCCUCAUCACCACUUUAUCCGUGGAGAUUCGAGUCAGCCUUGGAGACCGGCUGCUGGCGGGGGUCGGAGCGGAUUGCCCGAAAUUGGAUAGGCUGAAGCUCGUGGGUGCGUGCGGGGAUUUCUUCACCAGCCCCAAGGCGUGGAAGAAAUUCGCCGGGCAGUGCUCGCGUUUGACAUCGCUAGAGCUGCACUCCCUCCAUACCUCGUACUCCAGCAGGCCAGCGCUGCCCCCUGUGGACUCCUUCCCAUCCCUGCAACCCCUCACACUCCGCUUCGCCCCCAGGGACAUCUCCCCCCUCCUCCGCUGCUGCUCACUCACUUCCCUCACCCUCUGCAACCCCACCGACUCCACUCUCACUCCCCUCGCCUCUUCCUCUUUCUCUUCCUCCCUCCAGUCUCUCACCAUCCAUUCUGGCAACCUGGAUAACCACCUUUCAGGCCUAUCUUCCUUCUCCAAUCUAUCCUCCCUCUCCCUCCACUCCUCCGUCUUUGAUCCUUGCGAUGUGCUCGCCCUUUCUAGCUCCCUCCGCACCCUCACCACCCUCACCAUCCACGACUGCCCCCUGGCAUGCACCCGUGGAGUGGCAUCGUUGGCCCGAUCCAACCCCAACCUCUCCUCACUCUCCCUCACCAGUGACACCUAUCGCCUGUUCAGCUGUGGAGGGUUGGAAACCGUGCUCCACCUGUGUGGUCGGAAGCUUCAAAGUUUGAAGCUCUCGGGUCUGCCCUCUUUCCGCCCGGGUUUGCUUGCAGACUGCAGCAGCCUGCGGUUGCUGGCUCUGGAAGGGGCACAAGGGUCGCUAGAAGGCCUUGUGGGGAUGCUUGUGCGUGUGGAAGAGAGGGGUGAAGCGGUGGGGGUCGAAGGGGUGGGCAGGGGGCAGGGGGCGAUGGUUAGACCGAGGGAAGGUGUAACAGCAGCAGCAGCAGCAACAGAAGCAUCACCAGCAGUAUUAGCUGCACCAGGAGGUAGUAGGGUAAGAGGGAGGAGAAGGUAUGUGGAUAUUCGCACCGCAGCAGCAGCAGCAGAUGCCGACACAGUUUCCUCAUUGAGCGACGUCGUCAACCUGGUUGAUGCAGCUGAGGGGUACCUAGGCACUGCACGCAUGGAGAUCCAGUAUGCCAACCAGUUCAUAGUGCACUCGCCGCAUCUUGUCAAGGAGUCGAUUGGGCGGAUCUAGAUGGCAAUCUCCAGGUGCCAGUCCGCCUGCCUGGGUUUGCAUGCGUAUGAAUCGACGCUCCGGAUGGAGCACGCUAUGGUGCGAGAAUUUGCUGCUGCCAAGGCGUCAGGCUUCCUCACUCUCGGCCUUGCGGAGGAAGGCAAAGCGGAUGCAGCCGGAGAUCUCGGACAUAGGUUGCGUGGAGGGUUGCCUGGCGAUGGGUUGCCUGUGGGCGAUGCCCCUCCUACUGUAGAGGCUAUUGCAGGCGAAGGCCUGGCUUAUGGGCGGGCUACUGUGCUGAAUUCUGGUGCUGGCAUUCGCGAGGUGCUGAGCUUGGUGACGGAGCAGCUUGACUCGCAUGCUUCUGCCAUGUUUCGCGCUGUGGAAGCUGCUGCCAGGACUGAGAGUGGGGGCGCAGCAGUGAGUGGUGAAGUUGUUGCUGUUGCAGCAUCAGCAGGAGGCGGGGCGCUAGUGGAAAUCAUAGCAGCUGCUCAACAGGUGGAAGGGGCUCAAGGGGAGGAAGGGCAUGGGGAGGAAUCAGAAUUAAAGGAAGUGAAUCAGUCAGGCAGUAGAGGCACAGCAGCUGAAUCCGUGCGGCGCACCGAACAUGCGACUACGGUGGAGGUAUUCUGCCCUCGCCUGGACUCGUUGAUCCUUGGAUGGCUGCGACUCAGCUCUGAUUCUGCACUCCCCUGGCUGCUUCCCGAUCUCCCAUCCACAUCCCCUCCUAUGUGCCUUGCUCCUGCUGACCUCACCUCCUCCUCAUGCCAAUUGUCGUCACUUGCUUCCUCCUCUCCCCCCCCCGCCUUUCAAAGUGUGAGCACUCAGCGGCAGUCGUUUGAGAGCAUCACAUGGGCGGCUGCGUUUGGAGGGCUGAAGUAGCUGGCGCUUCUGCACUGCACUGGCCUUGGGGAGGAGCAGCUGGCAAGGCUGUUCUGUGCGUGCCCUGUGCUAGUCGAGUUACGUGUGGAGCACAACGAGGAGAUUUCUGAUAGCCUCGUGCUUGGAAUUCGGCUAGAGAAGCUCACACAUGUCACUCUGGUGGCAUGCACCCGAGUCACUCCUGCUGGCAUUGGAGGGCUUGGGAGUUUUCCAAGGCUACGGCAGUUGAAGGUGGAAACGGAUAAGCUUACUGAAUGGAGGUGGAAGGAGUUGCUUCGUGCGGGAGUGGUGGUGCAGGGAGUGUCACUCAGUGGCUGGUGUAUGCAGCUGAUACAAACUUCGUAUAGUGCUAUUGCUUCUCUGAAUGCAUCACUCUCUCAAGCAUCUUUUUAACGUAACAAUAAAAAACAACUUCUAUUGGAAUGGACAAACUUAAGCGAGCGUGUGGUUCUCCAUUCUGGCCCGAGCCCGGCGAGGACAAGCGUCACGAAGCUUUCUUCAGUGAUUGUUCCUCCGCACCGAAGCAGGCGGUCGCGGAGGGUCUGGCAGCGACUCAUAUACUGCAUCGCCUUUUCCCCGGUC